UCAACGCAAACAGACAAAAAGACUUAAAAUAUUUGUCAGCUUCAUAUGAAAAUACAAAAAUUAUUCCAAACUCAAACAUCCAUAAAUUCUCAUUACACAACACUCUCUUUCAUUCUCCAACUUGUAAACAUCUCUCCCCUAAUAUGGAAUCAAAUACUCUGACCACCUCUUCCAUCUCCUACACCAAACCACUUCCACCGCUCUUCCCAACGGCAGAGCCACCUUCUUACAUCCUCCGCAACAUCUCCCUCACCUCUCAUCCUUCCCAAAUCCUCGCCAUCGUUGGCCCUAGCGGUGCUGGAAAAUCAACUCUUCUCGACAUCCUAGCCGCAAGAACCUCCCCAACCUCAGGCUCAAUCCUCGUCAACUCUCUUCCCAUUAACCCUUCUUCUUACCGCAAAAUCUCUUCCUACGUUCCUCAACACGACGCCUUCUUCCCUCUCCUCACCGUCUCCGAGACUUUCACUUUCUCCGCCUCCCUAUUGCUCUCAAAAACCCCAUCAGAAACCUCCAGUGCCGUUGCUUCUCUCCUACAAGAACUUAACCUAACGCAUCUUGCACAUACAAGACUCGGUCAAGGCCUAUCCGGUGGUGAACGGAGAAGGGUUUCUAUUGGUCUAAGUCUUCUCCACGAUCCUGGAUUCUUACUCCUCGACGAACCCACCUCCGGUUUAGACAGUAAAUCUGCUUUCGACGUUGUUCAGAUCCUCAAGUCCGUUGCUACGUCAAGACAAAGGACCGUGAUCUUGUCCAUACAUCAACCUAGCUUCAAGAUUCUGUUUCUCAUCGACCGCUUGUUGCUUCUUUCCAAAGGAAGCGUUGUAUACCACGGAAGGCUUGAUUUGCUCGAAGCUUUCUUGCUCUCCAAGGGAUUCACGGUUCCACCUCAGCUGAACUCUCUUGAGUACGCUAUGGAGAUACUUCAAGACCUUCAUGAUCCGUACGAGAAUACUACCGACAUUGUUCUCCAUGAACACUGCCCUAACGAAAGUCAAAAGCAGAACACAAAACAGAGAUAUAGAAGCUCCAGGAUCACUGAAGUAACCCUACUUUCUAGACGAUUCUGGAAGAUCAUAUACCGUACAAGGCAGUUGCUUCUUACCAACAUCUUAGAAGCUCUUGUAGUAGGUCUUGUCUUAGGCACUAUCUACCUCAACAUUGGAACUGGCAAGGCAGGCAUCGAGAAGCGGUUCGGUCUUUUUGCAUUCACCCUCACGUUCCUCUUAUCAUCAACCACACAAACCCUACCAAUAUUCAUCGAUGAGAGACCCAUUCUUCUCAGAGAAACAUCGAGUGGACUCUACAGACUCUCCUCUCACAUUCUCGCAAACACAUUGGUCUUCUUGCCUUACUUGCUCCUCAUCGCAAUCAUCUACUCUGUCUCGCUUUACUUCCUUGUAGGUCUCUGCCUUUCAUGGCAAGCUUUUGCCUACUUUGUCCUCGUGAUAUGGAUCAUUGUCUUAAUGGCAAACUCCUUUGUGCUUUUCUUGAGCUCUCUAGCGCCUAACUAUAUCGCUGGAACAUCGUCAGUGACCAUUCUUCUCGCGGCUUUCUUCUUGUUCUCUGGCUACUUCAUCUCUAAAGAGAGUCUACCUAAGUAUUGGUUGUUCAUGUACUUCUUUUCGAUGUAUAAGUAUGCGUUGGACUCGCUUCUGAUAAAUGAGUACUCUUGCCUGGCCAAUAAAUGCCUUGUCUGGUUUGGGGAAGGCGACGUGAAAGCGUGCUUGGCUACUGGAGGUGACGUGUUAGACAAGAAAGGGCUUGAUGAGAGACAGAGGUGGACUAAUGUUUAUGUGUUGUUAGGGUUCUUCGUAUUAUAUCGUGUUUUGUGUUUUCUUGUUCUCCUCAAAAGGGUUUCGAGUUCCAGGAGAUGAUUUUUUCUAUUAUUAUCUUUUUUUUUUUUGCUUAAUAUCUGUAAGGUUUUUCUUGUUUCUUCAAACUCCAUGGUAUACAUACUGUAUGUAUAGGACCCAGGAUUAGUUUUUACCUGGGUCAAACCAUGAAAAAAAAGCAGUGUUCAAGAAAUCGCUAGGCGCUAAUCGGGCGGCGACCUAACGCCUAGCGCCUAGAACGACUAAGCGGACGCCUAGAUUAUUAGUUAAGCGGUUUAGGCGUUUAUAAAUUAUAACAAUAUAUUAAAUAUAUGUAAUGUUUUAUACUUAAUAAUAGUAAAAACUAUUAUUUAUAUAUGAUAAAAAUUAUAUUCAUAAGAAUAUAUAUUAAAAUAUAUUAAUUAUUAUAAUUUAUG
Messenger RNA from Raphanus sativus (radish), 2248 nucleotides. Its product is annotated as ABC transporter G family member 4. The coding region runs from base 144 to 1874 and encodes 576 amino acids. Gene Ontology annotation, cellular component: membrane. Lineage: Eukaryota; Viridiplantae; Streptophyta; Magnoliopsida; Brassicales; Brassicaceae. The record is from RefSeq and is a predicted model, not a curated record. The transcript has a single exon. Gene Ontology annotation, molecular function: ATP hydrolysis activity; ABC-type transporter activity; ATP binding.